AUGGUCGUGGAUAUGUGUAUUGAGGACUACACGUUUUUUUCUGGAUCAAAAAAGAAAAUGCACUUUAUAAAUUGUAUACGUGAAGAUCAAACAAAAAUUGGCUCCACGGUUCACAUUCGAUGUGAAAAUGAUGUCAACGCAAAGAUUGCACAGCUAGUGACGGACGGCCCUGAUAAAUUACAAAUAAUAUCAGAUUUCGAUCGAACCAUAUCUACGUCAGAGUACAACAACAAACAAACAAUGAGUAGUUUUAGUGUAUUUGAAUCAUGUGACAGUUUAUCAGAAGAUUACAAAGAAAAAGCCCGAAUAUUAUUACAAACAUAUCGACCAAUUGAAGAUAACACACAAAUGACAGUCGCACAAAAGUUACCAUUUAUUGAAGAAUGGUGGCAAAAAAGUCAACUUUUGUUGAAAGGCUUGUGUUUUCAGUAUAAAGAUAUUAAAAAAUCUAUUGAGAAAGCUGACCUUCAUCUUAGAGAUGGUAGUACUGAAGCAUUUAACAAAUUAUUCUGCAAAAAAAUACCUAUUAUUGUUUUAUUGGCAUUGAUUGGUGAUGUUGUUGAACUCAUACUAUUGCAUGAAAAUUUGUUAACUGAUAAUGUAAAAGUUGUAUCAAAUUUUUUAAAAUUGUCUACAGACAAUAACGGUUUAUCUACAAUUGAAGGAUUUAAAGGAGAAAAACUCAUACAUGUAUUUAAUAAAAAUGAACAUGCAUACAUUGAUACACAUCAAAAUGAUACACAUUUAAAUGGAAGAUCCAAUGUUAUCCUUUUAGGUGAUUCGUUAGGAGAUGCAAAUAUGGAUGGUGGUAUCCAAUACGAUACUGUACUACGUAUAGGAUUUUUAAAUGCCAAUUUGCUGGAACAUGAAGAUGGUUAUUUGCAACAAUAUAAACUUGCUUUUGACAUAGUUUUGGUUCAAGAUCAAACAAUGGGAUUGCUAAAUUAUGUGUUGGAUGAAGUAAUUGGAGACAUAUCAAAACCUUCAAAUAAAAAAUAAUAUGAAGAGACAACAAAGUGGCUAUUACUAAAUACUACAUAGUGAUAAAAAUCAAAUUACAUGUAUCUUAUUUACAUUUUACAUUUAUAUAUAUAAAAUACUGAAACUAAUC
This is a messenger RNA of Rhopalosiphum maidis (corn leaf aphid), 1111 nucleotides long. RefSeq names its product cytosolic 5'-nucleotidase 3-like. The transcript is spliced from 7 exons. Gene Ontology annotation, molecular function: magnesium ion binding; 5'-nucleotidase activity. NCBI's taxonomy places the organism in Eukaryota, Metazoa, Arthropoda, Insecta, Hemiptera, Aphididae. The record is from RefSeq and is a predicted model, not a curated record. Bases 1 to 999 code for a protein of 332 amino acids. Gene Ontology annotation, cellular component: cytoplasm.